CGGAACGCGGCGCCCGGGCACCGGACAGCUGCUGCGUAUCCGGCUGGCGCUUGCUCCCCGCCUCCCCCCAAACUUUCCUUCUCGUCCCACCCCUGGCCAGUUGGGGGCAGGGGGCCGCGGGUGGGCAGGACCCUGCUUCGGGCCGGUUGACGCAUCCCCGAGGGGCCCGGCGGAGUGCGUGCGCCCGGGGGUCCAUGCGCUGAGAGGGGCGCACGGCAUGGCGGAAAACCGAGAGCCCCGCGGGACGCCGGUGGAGGCCGAACUGGACCCGGUGGAGUACACGCUUAGGAAGCGGCUCCCCCACCGCCUGCCCCGGAGGCCCAAUGACAUUUACGUCAACAUGAAGACCGACUUCAAGGCGCAAUUGGCCCGCUGCCAGAAGCUGCUGGAUGGGGGCGCGCGGAAUCAGAACGGGUGCAGUGAGAUCUACAUUCAUGGUCUGGGGCUGGCCAUCAACCGUGCCAUCAACAUCGCCCUGCAGCUGCAGGCCGGCAGCUUCGGGUCCUUGCAGGUGGCGGCCAACACCUCCACUGUGGAGCUGGUGGACGAGCUGGAGCCCGAGACUGACGCGCGGGAGCCCAUGACACGGAUCCGCAACAACUCGGCCAUCCACAUUCGUGUCUUCAGGGUCACCCCCAAGUAACGGACAGGAGGCUGCCCGGCUGGGCCCUUGUACCCCGUCCUUCCCCUCCCACGUCCACCUGCCUGUCAGGCGCCUUGUGGAAAAAGGCUGUUGGUUUACAGCCUGGAGGACUGGACCCCAACAGCUUCCUGACUCUGUGGUUCCCGGUUGCUGCUGUUCCCGCCACGCCAGCUGCUCUGCCUCUUUCUCGCCCUGGGUGUGUUCUGAGGGGGUUUGUAUAAGGAAAGCAGGCAAAGCUGCAAGCGGGGGAGGAUGCAAAUGAUUCCACAAUGUGUGCAGUGGCCAAGGGUAGGCUGACCAGACCACACCCGGAUCUGUUGGGAUGGUUCUUGGACUCUCGGGACAGGAGGAGCGGAGGCACUGAGGCAGUCCAGUCCGGCACGCUCGCCUGACGGGGCACAGCGUGCCACUUGUUCAGUUGACAGGUGUGCACCAGGCUGCUGCUCUGUCAGGCUUAGCGAGGCUGAGGGCUGAAGGAGCGAAGGAAGCAGACAGGCCGGGGUGGAGGGGUUGGGGAGGGGAAGGAGGCCCUCCUGGGUAGCAGAGACGCCAGCAGCUUUGGCACUGCAACCAAUGGCUUUCCGCCUGGUGCCCUGCAGGCCCUCUGGCUGGGCUGCCCCACUGAGGCAGUGAGCCCUCCAUCCCCAAGUCAUCACUCACAGACAAUAAAGGUGUGUUUGGCUCUCUGUGAGAUGGCUCGGUGUUUCAUGCUUGCCAGAUGUGAGGCUGCUAAAGCAGUGUUAUUGGAGUGGGGAGGCGGGGCACCAUCUUGUGUUAAAAAAAUAAAAACAGGGC
Messenger RNA from Ochotona curzoniae (black-lipped pika), 1438 nucleotides. It is a transcript of the gene POP7, whose product is annotated as POP7 homolog, ribonuclease P/MRP subunit. The record is from RefSeq and is a predicted model, not a curated record. The transcript is spliced from 2 exons. Gene Ontology annotation, biological process: tRNA 5'-leader removal. NCBI's taxonomy places the organism in Eukaryota, Metazoa, Chordata, Mammalia, Lagomorpha, Ochotonidae. Gene Ontology annotation, cellular component: ribonuclease MRP complex; nucleus; nucleolar ribonuclease P complex. Gene Ontology annotation, molecular function: nucleic acid binding. Bases 218 to 643 code for a protein of 141 amino acids.